AUGCGGCUUCGGAUUGUUCAUAACGAUAUCGCCAAUUUAAUCAGGCAGUCCAUCAUCAUGAUAUCUCUCACCUUUGUCAUCAUUAAGCUUAUUUUAACGGUAGUCCGAAGGCAUGAAUUAAGAGCGAUAUUUGAUGGGAUAAAUGAAGACUAUGAAAAGUUUAAUUAUUUACCCGAAGAAUACCAGCAAGUUGUUGCUGAUACUAUCAAAAAGUCCAAAGGUCUUGAGAAAAUAUGGAUCAUAAUAAUGGCGAUCACAGCAUCUUCAUAUCCAGUGCUGGCCGCUGCCUGUACGAUAUAUUCUAUGAUAUAUUCUGAUAACCCUAGAAGAUUCAUGGUACAUGAGGUUUCAAUAAUUUUUCUGACACAGGAACAAAAAUACGAAAGCCCAUAUUAUGAGUUGAUUGCAUUAUAUAGUAUUUUCAUUGUGUGGAUCGUAUUUAUUGGAUUCACUGGUUUCGAUGGAAUGUUCUCCGUUUGCGUAUUGCAUGCAUCUUUGAAAAUAAAAAUAUUCAGUCUAAACUUAAAGUAUAUGAUUGUUAAUGCAGCUGACAUGACUACAAUACAAAUAAAUAUUGCCAAAUUCGUCACAGACCAUUGUGAAGUGAUCAGUUUGAUCGGUGAAAUUCAAAAAUGUUUUGAAAUUUGGUUGGUCGGAAUUUUCUUUAACGCGGUGCUACAAAUUGGGAUGGCGCUGAGUCAAAUAACAACGAACGUUAGUAGCGACAUAAGCGGCGUGUACUACUUAUUCGCAGUGGCUACCAUCGUGCACAUUUAUUUGCCGUGCUAUCUCAUCUCGGAUGUUACUUACAAUGCGGCUGAAGUAGCGAAUGUGGCUUACAGUUCUUCGUGGGAAAUGAUUGAGGAUGUGAAUAUAAGGAAGUCUAUUUGGCUCAUCAUUACCAAGGCACAAAUACCAAUCGAUUUCAAAGCUCUUGGAAUGAUUACUUUUAACAUGCAGAUGUUUAUGUCGAUACUUCAAACUUCAUAUUCCAUGUACACUUUACUGAGGAAUUAA
Molecule: messenger RNA, 1017 nt
Organism: Nymphalis io (European peacock)
Lineage: Eukaryota; Metazoa; Arthropoda; Insecta; Lepidoptera; Nymphalidae
Product: odorant receptor 4-like
Exons: 7
Coding region: 1-1017 (338 amino acids)
Biological process (GO): detection of chemical stimulus involved in sensory perception of smell; sensory perception of smell
Cellular component (GO): plasma membrane
Molecular function (GO): odorant binding; olfactory receptor activity
Source: RefSeq, a predicted model, not a curated record